Molecule: messenger RNA, 2428 nt
Organism: Punica granatum (pomegranate)
Lineage: Eukaryota; Viridiplantae; Streptophyta; Magnoliopsida; Myrtales; Lythraceae
Source: RefSeq, a predicted model, not a curated record
AGACUGUAUCAGACUAUCAGUCGGUGUAAAUUCAGGGAAAGGAAAAAUGGAGCGGUAGAGUUCGGUAGAAAAGUGAACUAUUUGUUUGUACACUUGGAUGUGGCCGGAGUUUGCCGCGAAAAGAGCAAUUCGGAGAUGCUCGUCAUCUCCUCCCACUCCUCCUCCAUCUGAUUCUAAGCCCCUUCCCUUCUGCGACAGAACCCUAGAUUAGAAGACUCACUGAAAAUGGAGGAUCGCCGGAGCAUCAUCGAGAGGGAGCUGCAGCAGAUCGAGCAGAUUCGGGAGCUCGAUUACGAGGAGCUGCAGGUCGAGGAGGUUGAGGACCUCCUCGACUCAGACGACGAUAACGACAAUCGCCUCACAACGUAUGGUCAAGCUUAUGAUGCUGGAGCUCGUCCUGGUGAAUUGACGUUCAACACUAGUUUGGCUUCGUUGCAUACGUAUCUUGGUGAGGUUGAAGACACUCAUAACAGAUUGGCGUUCUUGGAUGGGGGUGCUGUGCAUCACUUACCUCUGUUCUAUUUUGAAGGAGUUGUUCUGUUCCCUGGGGCCACGCUACCACUACGAGUUGUUCAACCAAAUUUGUUAGCUACUAUUGAGAGAGCAUUGGGCCAAAUAGAUCAAGGCGCUCCUCUUACUAUUGGUGUGGUUCGCAUAUACCGUGAUCCAGAUGAUGGAAGAGUAAGAUUUGCCACGACCGGGACAACUGCAGAGAUUCGACAAUAUAGGCGACUAGAGGAUGGUUCACUGAAUGCUGUCACUCGGGGUCAACAGAGAUUCCGUCUAAAGCGCUGUUGGAUAGAUGUUGAAGGAGUGGUUAGACUAACUGCAUGUGGAGAGGUCCAGAUAAUCGAGGAAGAUUUGCCUCUGAGGACUCCGAAGGAUGUUUUUGAUAGGCUAGCUCCAUUGAAUGGUCUGGCAAACAUUGGGAUCUCUGGAAGUCUUCCUUCAGGCGCUUCUCACGUUAGAAGGCAUGGAUACCAAGAUGAAGAUGAUGACUCUGAGGCACAUUCAGAAGAUAGCUUCCAGAGUGCACUUUCUCCAUCUGAGCAUAGAUUGCAUCGAUCUGCUGUUGAUUCUUUAUCUGGAUAUGAGUUCAUGGAUGAAUCAACAAGCAGUGAUGAAGAUAAGUUUGCUUGUGAAUCCGAAUUCCAAUCUGGAAGAUCUCUUCCCAGUACAUUUGGCUCCAGUCAUAUUCCGAAUUUAGAUGAUGAUAGAAUGGAAGAUGCUGAAUUUGUAGAUCGGAGUAAUAAUCCAUCUGAAAGGAGAUCCCAUAAAGUAGCAAAGAUCCAACCCUCCUGGAAACCUUCUGGUUUACAUCGUGGUCUUUCAAAGGCAUUUUGGCCCCAUUGGGUAUACCGCAUGUAUGAUUCCUAUAGUCUUGCUCAGAGGGCAGCAGAUAUGUGGAAACAAAUUGUGGGAGCACCAGCUAUGGACGAUUUUGUCAAGAAACCCGAUCUUCUUUCUUUUCAUAUAGCCAGUAAAAUUCCUGUUUCAGAGUCAACAAGGCAGGAGCUUCUGGAGAUUGAUGGAACUUCAUAUCGCUUGCGCCGUGAAAUUAAUUUACUCGAGUGUUUCGAUCGCAUCCGAUGCAAAAAUUGUCAGACUCUGAUUGCGAGACGAAGUGAUAUGCUGGUGAUGUCUACUGAUGGUCCUCUCGGUGCUUACGUGAAUCCUCAUGGAUAUGUUCACGAAAUAAUGACCUUGUACAAAGCGAACGGGCUAGUCCGCAAAGGGCGUCCGGCCACAGAAUACAGCUGGUUUCCCGGAUAUGCAUGGACAAUCAUCAAUUGCGCCACCUGCGAAACUCAAAUGGGUUGGCUUUUUACCGCAACGAAUGAGAAGUUGAAACCAAGGAUGUUUUGGGGGAUACGGAGUUCCCAAGUCGCUGACGACAUGCAGGCGUCAUAAAGUUGCGUAAUGCCAGUAAAUUCUUGAUACCUCUCCGAGAGCCAUGAAGUGGUUUUAUCAUGUAUAGAGCGCACAGUCAAGUAGUAUAGUACUCUGUUUAGUGUGAGUUAUCCCCUCUUACUUGUUAUUUUUGGUUUCUUUCUCUUUGUUUUGUUUUGCGAUUGCUGCUUCGGGUUUUAAAGAGGUUCUUGCUAAUGAAAUCGCUAGACAGUAUAUAAAAUUACGGCGUUCGUACUUGUGAAUUAUUUUGGAACCUUGGAAACUCCCUGUUGAUUGUGAAUAGUCAGUCGGGGCAUAGAUAAGAAGAAGAGAAAGUUGAGCUAAGUAUGAGAUGACACAGGCAUAUUAGGAGAACUCUGGACCGUACGAGCAGGAGGAACCCGUCUCGAUGCAAACUGAAAGUCCAAGCCUUCUCCCAUGCCUAGGUGGCAUCCCUUGUCAGGUCCUUUGUAAUAUCACUAGAUUAAUUUAACCGUGUGAUGCACGAUCUGAAGUUUUUAUACAAUAUUUUUUUUCU